This is a messenger RNA of Fusarium graminearum PH-1, 357 nucleotides long. RefSeq lists its product as uncharacterized. The record is from RefSeq and is a predicted model, not a curated record. Bases 1 to 357 code for a protein of 118 amino acids. The transcript has a single exon. Lineage: Eukaryota; Fungi; Ascomycota; Sordariomycetes; Hypocreales; Nectriaceae.
AUGAUCACGGCCAAUGAAAAGAAGAUGACGACAGAAGCGGGACUGCAAAAGGCAACAAAGAAGAAGAGGAAGAAGAAGAAGAAGAAUAAGAAGAAGAAGAAGAAGAAGAAGAAGAAGAAGAAGAAGAAGAAGAAGAAGAAGAAGAAGAAGAAGAAGAAGAAGAAGAAGAAGAAGAAGAAGUCGAGCGCAGUAACCAUGAUGAAGGAAGUUACAACUGCCGAGCAAUCACUGAAACGUGCCGCCUCUGUUAGCAAGCAGUCAUUGGUCAAAACAACAGGAUCAAAUGUUAAACAAAGCCUUACGAAGAGCAAGCGGAAGGGAACAAUUAAGAAGAAGGGGAAGAAUAAAAUCAAAUAG